This is a messenger RNA of Drepanopeziza brunnea f. sp. 'multigermtubi' MB_m1, 1302 nucleotides long. RefSeq lists its product as uncharacterized. Gene Ontology annotation, cellular component: mitochondrion. The record is from RefSeq and is a predicted model, not a curated record. Gene Ontology annotation, molecular function: protoporphyrin ferrochelatase activity. Lineage: Eukaryota; Fungi; Ascomycota; Leotiomycetes; Helotiales; Drepanopezizaceae. Gene Ontology annotation, biological process: heme biosynthetic process.
AUGGCUUUCCGAAACCCCAUGACCCAGCUCACCAAAAGAGCAACCCAAUCGAGCAUCUCUAAGUUCACGAGCAAUUCGACAUCUCCAAUAUGGCAACGAGGAGGCGCGAAUCAAGUCCGCUCACUUGCGACGAUGGCGCCACCUGUUACCCAAGAUGGAACUAGUUCCAAAGGCCCGACGGCAAUAGUGUUCAUGAACAUGGGAGGACCGCAGACAACGGAUGAAGUUGGCGAUUUCUUGAGCAGGCUCUUUGCGGAUGCAGACUUGAUUCCACUCGGGCGAUUUCAAAGCUACCUUGGCCCUCUCAUCUCCAAGCGAAGAACCCCCAAGAUCCAAAAGCAAUAUGCGGCAAUCGGUGGUGGCUCCCCAAUUCGCAAGUGGUCGGAGUACCAAGCGGCGGAGAUGUGCAAGAUACUGGACAAGAUGUCGCCGGAGACUGCCCCACACAAACCAUACGUUGCUUUUCGCUAUGCCAAUCCGUUAACUGAGGAGAUGUAUAAUAAAUUAUUGGCGGAUGGAUUUGGGAAUGGAAAGGGAGGGAGGGCCGUGGCCUUCACCCAAUAUCCGCAGUACAGUUGCUCAACGACCGGAAGCAGCUUGAAUGAGCUGUGGAAAAUCAGGCAAAAGCUGGAGGGGAAGUCUGCGAACUUCAGUAAUGACGGAUCCAUAAAUUGGAGUGUCAUUGAUAGGUGGCCGGCCCACCCAGGGCUUGUUGAUGCUAUUGCGCUCAAUGUCGAGGAAUCGCUGGCUUCUUACCCGGAGGACCAAAGAGACAGCGUCGUGCUUCUCUUCUCCGCCCACAGCUUGCCCAUGGAUGUUGUGAACCGAGGUGACCCGUAUCCUGCCGAGGUCGCUGCCACAGUUCACGCUGUCAUGCAGAGACUCGGCCACUCGAACCCAUACCGCCUGGUCUGGCAAUCUCAGGUCGGCCCCAAAGCUUGGUUGGGGGCCCAGACCAGCGAUACGGUAGAGAACUAUAUCAAGAAGGGGCAAAAGAACAUGAUUCUUAUCCCCGUUGCAUUCACAUCCGACCACAUCGAGACGCUCUACGAGCUCGAUGAAGAAGUUAUUGGCGAGUCAGGUCACCAGGAUACGAUCAAGCGAUGUGAGAGUUUGAACGGCUCACCGGUAUUCAUUCAAGCUUUAGCAGAUAUCGCGAAGAAGCAUCUGGACAGCGGGGAGAUCUGCAGUAAGCAGAUGGGCCUGAGAUGCCCCGCAUGUACGAAUGCCAAGUGCGGCGCAAGCAAAGAAUUCUUUGCUGGACCAGGGCAAGGAAGGACGAGAUUCGCUACGGCUACAUAG